This is a messenger RNA of Arachis ipaensis, 1716 nucleotides long. Its product is annotated as Ribonuclease P protein subunit P38-like protein. NCBI's taxonomy places the organism in Eukaryota, Viridiplantae, Streptophyta, Magnoliopsida, Fabales, Fabaceae. The record is from RefSeq and is a predicted model, not a curated record.
GGGUUAGGAGGUGCAGAAAGAGAAAGAGAAAGAGAAAGAGAAAGAGAAAUGACAAAAAGGCAAUGUUCUUUUUUCUGUGUAGUAGCUUGUAGCUAACUUACUUAGGUUCACUCAGCACUCUGCACUCUCUUUUCCAUCUUUUUUCUGUUACAGAUUCCACACUAACCACUAACCACCUUCAAAAUUAAAAUCUUCAUUCCCAAAUGGCAGAGGAAGAGGACCAACCACCGCCACUACUUAGACAAGACGAGGAACGUCGUAAUAUGAAGAAGCUCAUCUCAAUCUACAUGGGCCUGGGCCUGGGCCUAUUCCUGGCCCAACUCCCCAAGAACACUGUCUCCCUCGUUCACAAGCUCCAAGCAGACCUCAGAGAAAUGCGGUGGAGGAGGCAAGAAGACUCCAAAGCCAACGCUAGAGUCGUCGAGAUCUUCGCCUCUCACCGCAACGCGUGGCAGCAAGAGGAGAAGCGACUCCUUCGCCAGAUCGACGCCGCCGCCGAUGAAAUCUCACGCCUCCGCGGAACCCUCACCGAGCUCCAGAAAGAGAGGGACGAGGUAAUGAGCUUCAUGUCGAGGUCGAGGGUCAGAAAUGGGGAGAAGGUUGAGGCGGAGGAGAGGUUCGGUGGGUGCGGGAGCAGGGAGAGUUACGGUGUGGUCGCGGGGAAUAGUAGAGAGUGGUUCAAGAAAGAGGAAGAGGAGGAGGAGGAGGAAGAAGAAGAAGAAGAAGAAGAGAGUGUGGUGGAGGAAGAUGAAGUUGUUAGUUAUGCGCAUGAGAAUGAACAUGCAUCGCAUCAUGGACAUGGUGGUGGGUUUAUGGAGUUUCUUGGAAAUGGUUUUGAUUCUGAGUUUAUGGCUUCUGCAUCUUCCAAAUUCUGGGCGGAAAAAGCUUCCCUUUUCCAGGAUGUACAGUAUGAAUCCCUUGAAUCUAUGUACAAUACCAAGCAUUUUGUGGCAAGAAGGGAGUCCCCUUGGAAGGUAGAAGGUGAUUCUGCGGGAGUGACCUCUAAACUCAAAUUACUUGAACAGGAAUUAUUGAAUUUGGAGAAGAUCAGUAAGAGUGAUCUAUCCAAAGUGUCGUCCUUAAUAAAGAAGCAGACCAAGAGAUAUCAAGUGCUUUCAGAAAAGAUUGAUGAUUUAUGCAGGAGAAUACAGGGUAGUGAUCCCUCCGAACCCUCCCUCAGUUCAGAAUUUCGAGCACAAACCCAAACGGAGUUCUUACUUGAAGCAUUUCGGCUUCAGCAGGGCGCAUCUGAAACCGGACAGAAACUGAUGGGUUUGCAAACUGAAAUUGGGAAGAGCCAUUACAGGGACGAGCUAAGGAGCGAGACCAUGCCAACUGCAAGGCGGUCGCUGGACUCGAUCAGGAACAACUUGAAAGAGAUCCAGCGGAAUUUGGAGAUAUGGUUGGCCAGAAUCAUUGGUGAUCUUGAGGGGAUUCUGGCAAGGGAUGGUGCAUCACGUGUAAGAGAAUAUUACAUUUCUAGAUACCCUUUUGUUCAAUAGAGUCUUAAGUGACUUUUAGGAAGCCUCACCUCACCACUCUAAAUCUAACCAAAUUAUCUUAUUUUGCUAUGUAUAUGUUUCAAUGCAUAAAAGUGGUAGCUGGAUAUCCCUGUAAAAUGAAAUCAUGCCAGAUCUACUUAUUUUGGUAUGUUAAUUAUUCUCCUUUCUUUUCCCCCCCAUUGAGGACAUCCAUCUUAAAUGCAAGCCCAAUUUG